This is a messenger RNA of Abrus precatorius (Indian licorice), 1802 nucleotides long. RefSeq names its product rho GTPase-activating protein 5. Gene Ontology annotation, biological process: signal transduction. Lineage: Eukaryota; Viridiplantae; Streptophyta; Magnoliopsida; Fabales; Fabaceae. The transcript has 5 exons. The coding region runs from base 182 to 1630 and encodes 482 amino acids. The record is from RefSeq and is a predicted model, not a curated record. Gene Ontology annotation, molecular function: GTPase activator activity.
GGAUCCAACUUCUCUCUCUCUCACGUAAAAAAAUGACCAUCUGUUGAUCAAAAUCAAAUCUUUUUUUGCUCUUUCUCUAAAGGGUCUCUAUCAUUUUUCUCAAACCAGUAGUUUUUUUUUUUUUUAAUAUUCCAAGAGAAGUUCUUUUUUUUUUUUUUUUUCUCUUUCUUCAUUGCCAACCAUGACAGAGGUUCUCCACUCUCCAACAUCACCAACACCCCAUUUUUCUUCUUCUUCUUCAUCUUCAACCAGUCCUUCCUCUGAUGGCAUUCUCCUUGUUAGCACUGACCAAGAACCACCCUCUUCCUCUGUUUCUUCUUCUUCUGUAGCCGUGGUGGUGGACGGUUUUUCUACGGUAACCGGCUGUGACUCACGGAGGGUCACGAAUGGUGAUGGUGACAGGACGCAGCAGGAGCUGUCCCUUUUGGCCAUUCUUGUGACCCUUUUCAGAAAGUCAUUGAUUGCUUGCAAGAGUGACAGAAGAGAGCUUUGUCCCAUGGAGAUUGGUUGGCCCACUAACGUGCGCCAUGUUGCGCAUGUCACCUUUGAUAGGUUCAAUGGGUUCUUGGGUUUGCCUGUUGAAUUUGAACCUGAAGUUCCCAGAAGGCCUCCCAGUGCUAGUGCAACUGUUUUUGGAGUUUCAACAGAAUCCAUGCAAUUAUCAUACGACUCAAGAGGGAACAGUGUACCAACAAUACUGCUACUAAUGCAAAGGAACUUGUAUGCUCAAGGAGGGUUGCAGGCAGAGGGGAUUUUCAGAAUUAAUGCAGAUAAUAGUCAAGAGGAAUAUGUUAGGGAUCAAUUAAAUAGGGGCCUGGUCCCAGAAGGCGUUGAUGUACAUUGUUUGGCUGGACUAAUUAAGGCUUGGUUUAGGGAACUGCCUACUGGUGUUCUGGAUCCUUUAUCCCCAGAGCAUGUAAUGCAAUGCCAGACUGAAGAGGAUUGUGCUGAACUGGCAAGGCAGCUACCUCUCACUGAAACUUCCCUCUUAGACUGGGCUAUCAAUCUGAUGGCUGAUGUUGUCCAAGAGGAACACCUUAAUAAGAUGAAUGCACGCAACAUUGCAAUGGUUUUUGCACCAAACAUGACUCAUAUGGCAGACCCUUUGACUGCAUUGAUGUAUGCAGUUCAAGUGAUGAACUUUUUGAAGACACUAAUACUAAGGACGCUGCGGGAAAGAAAGGAUUCUGACGUAGAAUCAUCUAUUGGAUGUUGUUUAGAACCUUCUGAUGACAAUGGAGACAAUAGUCUUUUGGAGUCCUGCCCACAAGAUGAGGUUGCCAGAGAAAAUGAAGAGGCUGAGGAAACCUUUGUUUCUGAGAAAACUGUAUUAGAAUGUUCUCCUGAGCCCCUACAAAACAAAAGCUCUUCUGAAGGAGAAUCUGGGAGUUUGAUAAGCCCUUAUGGGAAUCUGGUUUGUGAUGAUGAUUUGUAUUGUGAGUUUCCACCCAAAGGAAACGUUGGCAAGAAUAAGAUUGGCCAAUCUAGUAAUUCCAGUGCUAAAAAGGGGUCCAAGAAAACCAGAAGCCAGCAACAUGUGAUCCAUGCAACAGUGACUGUUGAGAAAAAGGGUAUUAGCAAUUUGAGCCGCAUUGAUUCAAGAUCAGAAAGGAUAGAAGCUUGGAGGUGAACAAAGCAUCGCUGUGAUGAAAUGUAAAUUGAUUCUGACAUUGUGACAUUGUAAGUUUGUUUGGGUCUUAAGUUUCACCUUAUGCAAGGACAAGUUUGUGAAGUGGUUCAGUUUUAUUAUUUCGUUUGUUUGUUUAACUUGUCUGAUUUCAGCAAUGGCACUAUGAUCAACA